UCUUUGUUCCUUGACCUUUGACCUGGUUCCACCGCCUGAGGCGCCAACUGCCCGCCAUUGCUGGCUCCAUCGCUGCGGUCUUCCGGCCGUUGUUUGGGCAGUUGCGGCUCCAGGCGCCGCCUCGGAGUCUGACUGGACAGAGUCAGGAACGUGUACUGCCUGGCUCCUCAGCUCCUCCUCCUCCUCCUAAAGUCCCUGUGAGGCUCCUGAAGCCGCGUCCACUUCGCCAGCUCCACAGCUCGCAACCAGCUGUGUCCUUCUCGCUCCUGCUCGCGAACGUAAGGCCUCUUGCCGCCCGCCAUGGCUACUCCUCAGCCCCAGAUGGAGGCCGGUUACCUGGCCGAGAGCAACGCUGCCAUCAACUCUCAGAUCCAGCUGCAGCUGUAUGCCGCUUACAUCUACCUUUCCAUGGCCUUCUUCUGCAAUCAAGAUGAAGUGGCCCUGGUGAACUUCGCGCUCUACUUCCUUUGUCAGUCCCAGAAGUGGAUGCAGAGCACCGAGAAGCUAUUCCACUUCCUGAUCCAGCGCAACGGCUCCCUCGUCCUUGGAAGAAUUGCCGAUCAAGAACGCCACGACUGGUGCGACGGCCUCAUGGCGAUGGAGUGUGCCUUCCACCUGGAGAAGACGCUCAACCAGAGCCUCCUGCAGCUGUACCAUCUGGCUAACAGCAAAGAUGAUGCCUGCUUCUGCAGCUUCCUGAAGCGCCAUUUUCUCCAACAGCAGGUCGAAAUCAUCAAGGAGAUGGGUGGCUACGUGACCAACCUGCGCCAUUUGGGGGCUCCAGGAAAUCGCCUGGCUGAGCAUAUCUUCGACAGGCUCACCCUGGGAGAGAGCAUCAAGGAGAACUGAACUGGGACUGUCACUGCUACGGUGGGGUCGUCCUCAGAUCACCAGGCAAGAUGCUAACAUACUUCCAGAAGUUUCCCUAGUUUUUCUGUUUGGCACUGUUUGCAAUAAAUUUGUUCCUCAGCAGAGUAA
Molecule: messenger RNA, 978 nt
Organism: Peromyscus eremicus (cactus mouse)
Lineage: Eukaryota; Metazoa; Chordata; Mammalia; Rodentia; Cricetidae
Product: ferritin heavy chain-like
Exons: 1
Coding region: 301-849 (182 amino acids)
Biological process (GO): intracellular iron ion homeostasis; iron ion transport
Cellular component (GO): cytoplasm
Molecular function (GO): ferric iron binding; ferrous iron binding
Source: RefSeq, a predicted model, not a curated record